UUAAGCUGGACCGCAACGUUUUGUUUUAUGUAGCAGACAGAUAUGUUGCAGACGACUAGAAGUACAGAUUUAAACGCUAUACAAAACGAAGUGACUUUGUGUACUAAAGCGGACAGUGGGUUUGUAGUGGCGAUGAUAGAUAGUAAAACUCCAGAAUGAGUCUUGAUAGUUUAUAAACCAUAUUUCAAUUUGUGUUUAUUUCGAAGCUAUGAAAUGUAUACUGAUAUUUGAUCAUUUAAAUGAUGUAUUGUAUGCCAAGUACAACAAGAAAUUUUCGAAACAUGCCAGAAAAUUAAGUCGAGAACAAGGGUUUAUAUCGGAUGGAAGGGAUGAUGAUGAGCUUAGCUCAAAUUUUCUGAUACAGCAUUUUUCUCCAAUUGUCACUUCCCAGCAGCUCAUGAAUUGUCAGUUUGGCAAUUCUUACACGUCAGUCCAAUGUAAAGAUGGCACCAAUAUAGUUUUCAAUCAGUACAUGGGGUAUUUGUUUGUUCAAAUUGGCCUAAAUGAUGUAAACUGGCUCCAGCGGACACUUGGGAUUUUCAUUACAGUUGUGAAACAUCUGUGUGGACCAAAUGUUUCUAUACUUAAGAAGAACAAAAGUAAUGCCUUGCUGCUGUCACGUCUUCUUGACACGUGGAUGCAGUUGCAGGACAAUGACCAAGCCUUCCUGCUUGAAGCUAUUGAACAGCUGAUGGUGAACGUUGAUCUUACAGCAGCAUCACUUAAAGCCCUCCAGGAUGCUGUUGACAAACUGAAAACCGUUACAGAAUUUUCACGAAUUCAUGCCAUGCUACUUGUUGAGAACAAAUUUCUCUCUCUGUAUUCCAGCCGAGGUGCACAAGAAUUAUCAGCAGGAGAUAUCAUGUUCUUAAGUUUGAUGUGUGAAGCAUUUUACCUUGCCCCUGCUGAUACCAGCCUUGUUGAGAGCACAGAAAGUGAAGAUGCCGAUGAAUCGAGUGGAGAUGAAUUCUAUAGUCCACAGUCAAGUCCCCAGGGUAGCCCUUUUCAAACGAGGAGGGAAUAUUCAAGGCCCACAGAAGACAGCAGCCAAGUGGAAUUGCAUUCGUCACCCAUCAGAUUUCUGGAUAUCAGUGAGGCUGAUGGUAUUGUCAGUCAGGUAGUGCUUCUGAUGGGCAGUGGCAUAACAUAUAAUCCUCAUGUGGUACAUAUCUGCCCUUUGGAUGAAGGAGUUCAUUUACUACUGAUGUUUGAGAUUGGAAAUGUUAUGGUGUCUUCUGGAUUGUAUGAGGUAUUUCAUUAUCUUAAUGUGCUUCAAAGUGUUCGUUUACAAAGAGAAAUGGAUGAAGUGAAACACACAUUUGAUAAUCUUGAAAGUGGCAUCAAGAAAGUGUUUGAAGGUUUGAAGAAAAUCCGCCACAUAAGACCAGAAGUUGAAAACUGCCAGCGUAAACUUCACUCUAAAUGGGACUUCAUGCGGAAAAAAUAUCUUGAAUACAUAAAAACAACAGACUCUGAAUGCUUGUUGCGGGUUGAAGCAAGUACAGCACCCUUCAUGCAGGAUCUUAAAGAACUGUUGCAGUUGACAUGUUUUGACAACAAAAUGAUCGACAUAGGCAGGGAUGCUGUGCUGGCUGUAGCUAGCACAGUGAAGCAUCGCCUGUCUGAUUUCAGCAGCUUUCUCAAGGUCAAGGCUUUGCGCAACUUUACCCUUGGAUCUAGAGCUUCCCUAACCAUCAACAAGUAUCUGGAGGAAUUUCCAGGUCUCGUACAUUUUCUUUACAUUGAUCGCUUCAAUCACCGCAUCACUGCUCCCAGCCUUGACUUCAAUUCAGAAGAAACAACAUCACUCACCAAGAAGAAGAUAUGGACCAUGGUUGAAUUCAGCAGAGCCCAUUUGCAAGAGGGCCACACAGCUAUUAUGUGGAAGGAUACCACAUUUAAUUAUGCUUACUUUCUGUGGUUUGAAGAUUCUUCGGCAUCGCCAAUGAAACCCAAAGUAUUUCCAACUGCAACAUUGAAGAAUUUUCCAAGGCCAGGGAUCCUCUGUGGAGACUUUUAUCAGAAACUGACAGAAGUCUGCUUCCCCAAGACAUCACUUUCUAAAGUCCAUUGCUAUGAGCUGUAUUGUAUCCAUCUAGGCCUUGCCACCUCAACGUGUGUAUUGGAACAGUCCCGAAGAUUAGCAGCCACAAUCUGGGAAGUAACUGGUAUGCCAAGCAAUCCCAUUGAUUUAUUAUAAACUGUCCAAGAUAUUCUGAUGGGAAGAGUUUGAAUGCAUGGUCUGUGUUGUCAAAUUAGUCUACACAUAAUGAUUGUUGUUCUGCUGAUUCAGGUUUUCAGUCAAGGUUACAAUGAUAAAUGUUAUAGACAGGUGGUUUGGUUGUUUUUCAAUACUACUCAUUUCUUCUUCAUUCAUUUUAACAUUAUAUAGAUUUGGUCUGUGUAUCUGGUGAAAAAUAUUAUAUUAUGUUGAAGGCCUGGAAGAAAUGUAUAGGCUUCUUUUGAAGUCUGCAAUUUGCUACAGAGCUGAAAUCAUGUAAUGUAAAUAAUGAUGAUGAUGAAGUAGGAGUCAAUACAAUCUUUAUGGCUUCUGAUGAAUGGCUUUAUCAUUGUACUAUCUAAUUUAAACAACUGAUGUUUAGGCUUGCUGAUGAAGUCUUCAAGAGUACAUAUUCAUAAUAACACAAAAUGAAUGAAAACUGCAACAUGAAAGUGCGAUUAUAAAGCUGACAUUAACAACUGGGUUUCCUGUUACUGAUUUUUGCAUCGGAGCUCUCAAGUUAAAAUGUUUCAAAGAAUUAAUAUAUUGACAGACUUAACACAUAACUACAAUAUUAGACAGACCCAAUGGGUCUUGAGAUAAAAAUAUUUUUAAAAUUGUGUGAUCAGGAUCUGAGCAUUGCUUCAAGAGAUAUGUUCUGAUUCGCAAUUCUGUGUUACCUUUGCGGUAGAUUAACCACUAUUGUGUUUCAGAUCUUAAUAGCAGAAAAGAAAAUACAUACUUCUGAUACCUGAUAUAUCUUUUGGAGAUACAAAUCAAAACAGUGUCGCUGUAAUAUAUGUCCAAUUUUAUGUUAUGCAUGAUAUCACUUAUUAAAGUUUCCAUUCAAUCUUAAAUACAGCAAUCACUUACCAGCUGUGGAUUUUUACUGUGUCUAGUAGUAUUUCAUUUCACAUAUAUAUGUGAUGUUUAAUUUGUGAAUGCACUGAAAAAAAUCAGUGGCUCCCAUGCCAAUAGAUUUACAUUUGCUGGGUCAGCUGUAAUGGCAUUCAAAAGCAGGUUUCUAACUUCCAGAUUACCACUGCAAUCUUUCUUUGUGGACAGAUUUUCUUUUUAUAUUUUGUAUCUAAUUUAUUUUUAACAUGUUUUUUGUUUUUAGUGAAGGAAGAGGCAAUUUAGGUUUUGAGGAGAAUUAGCAGUAGCCACAAUAUCCAAAGCCUCCAAUUUCCUUUAUCUUACCAAUGAAGGUUUUGUCAACUAUGGUGUUUUUUGGGAUCAUAAUCUCCAUGGUCUCUGAGGGACUACCGUAUUUAAAUAAAUGUAAACCGUGAAUGAUGUAAUUACUAUAGUCCUUUGCAGUUCAGAAGUUUUGUGUCACACAAGGUCAUAAGUAGAAUCCUAUCUACCAAUGGACUUCAAGGAGUUGAAAUGUAAUGUGUUCGGCAAAUAUCAAUGCCACUAACAACUGAAAAUUAUUUGUAGAUGUAAUUACAGCGAUCUGUGCAGUGUAUUGAUUAUGUAAACUCAUACCUUCUUUCUGCUCUUGAAUGAUAAUGGUGUAAAAUGAAUGGUUUGCACAUCUGACUCACUGAUACAGCUUGGAAAGCGUGAUGUAACCAGUUCAUUUGCUUCAGCAAUUAACACAGCAGUCACUCAACUGAAACAGUAGUACAUGAGAUAAUGAAUGUUGUGUGUGCGCACGUGUGCAUGUGUAUAUACAUGUAUUUGUAAAAGGAAGAGGUAAAAAUACCAGCGACAUUAUUAAAUGUAUGUAGUUUUGAGGCAUCAGAAUGCUCAAGUUGUAUCUACAACUUAACUAAAAAUGGUUAAAUGAGGUGGAUAAGCUGGCCAGAUGCUGAGGAGUCUUUCCAUUCUACAGGUUUCAUAUUAAUUGUGAUAUUUUAAGAAUAUGUUUUAGUAUCUUUCUAAAGUCGCUGUAUAUUGUUUAUAAUAAACCUUUGAAGUGAACCUUAGAAAACACGUAACAGAACUCCACACCGAGAUUAGGCUAGAGAAACCACUGUAUAUAUGAAUGUAAGCAGCUUGUCCAUGACUUUUGCACAUAAAGUCAAUGCACAAUGAAGAGGUAAUGUUUCUCCAUCCACAAGUCUUACCACCAGAACUACCUUGCAAAUUCUAAGGCUUCAAGGACUGCACUGAAACUGGCAGCAAGCCACAUACUGGACCUUGUAUAGCCUCUUUAGGCUGUAUUUAUAAAGGCCUUCCACUUUAAAGCUUGUAAUAAAUAAAAAAAUUACACCCAGACAUUCUUACCCUGAGUAAUGGGGGGAAGGGAGGGGUCAAUUUCAUGCUUUGGCUGCUUUGCUCCCCAGGAAUAACCUCACCCCCAAAUACAUAUGGGAUAGGAGGUUGGAUGGCCCCCACAGCCAGCCUGGAUACUGUAGAGAAGAGAAAAAUCUCUUGACCCUGCCUAGAAUUGAGCCCCCAUUCCUCAUUUGUCCAGACCAGAGCCUAGUCACUAUACAUAGUAAUCUACCCAUCAUUUAAUUUUUCCAUGUUCUUAUUGAACCUUAGAAGUUGAACCAGAAGAAGAAGUAGAUACAGACGGGAAAGGACCAUAUAUUUUACAAAGUGAGGUGG
Messenger RNA from Cryptotermes secundus, 4783 nucleotides. RefSeq names its product Hermansky-Pudlak syndrome 1 protein homolog (gene HPS1). Gene Ontology annotation, biological process: vesicle-mediated transport. The transcript has 10 exons. Gene Ontology annotation, cellular component: BLOC-3 complex. Lineage: Eukaryota; Metazoa; Arthropoda; Insecta; Blattodea; Kalotermitidae. The coding region runs from base 209 to 2200 and encodes 663 amino acids. Gene Ontology annotation, molecular function: guanyl-nucleotide exchange factor activity. The record is from RefSeq and is a predicted model, not a curated record.